AGCUUUUUUUGGGCUGCCGCCUCACACCGCUUGGCUCAUAUUCAAGUGAUCAUCCCCCAUGCCAUGAUGGGGUUUCCAUUGGUAACUCUUCUGAAUUUUGUACUACUCCCAGAUCUUCUGAGCAGUCAGAAUAGCUGUCAGCAGGGAGCUUGUCACCCAUUGGUUGGAGAUCUGCUUGUGGGACGCAGCCAACAGUUGACUGCUUCGUCUACAUGUGGACUGUUGGGCCCUCAGAAGUAUUGCAUCGUGGGGCACCUUGCGGAUAAGAAGAAAUGUUUCACCUGCGAUUCCAGGCAUCCCUAUCACCCACUUUUCCAAACCAACAGUCACUUUAUCGAAAACGUGGUUACCCAUUCGGAACGCGAUUGGAAGAAGUGGUGGCAAUCUGAAAAUGGUGUCGACCAUGUCAGUAUUCAGCUGGACUUGGAAAACAUGUUUCAGUUCAGUCACCUUAUUCUGAUUUUCAAGACUUUUCGUCCUGCCGCCAUGUUGGUGGAACGUUCCGCAGAUUAUGGUCAAACCUGGAAGGUCUACAGAUAUUUUGCACAAAACUGUGCUGCUGCUUUUCCUGAUGUUCCUUCAAGGCCGCCCAAAUCGGUUGGCGACCUUGUUUGUGACUCCAAGUAUUCAGAUAUCGAACCGUCAACCGAAGGGGAAGUUAUUCUCAAAGUUCUGGACCCCAGUUUUGAGAUAGAAAAUUCUUACGAUCCGCACAUCCAAGAGCUGGUUGCUUUUACAAAUCUGAGAAUCAAUUUUACAAAGCUUCACACGUUGGGGGAUACUUUACUUGGAGAAAAGAAACGGAAUCUUCUGGGAAAAUACUACUACGCCCUUUAUGAAAUGGUUGUUCAUGGGAGGUGCAUGUGCAACGGCCACGCCAGCCACUGUGGACCUGGGGAAAAUCUGCGAGGGGAUGUCUUCCACGAGCCUGGGAUGGUCCACGGAAACUGCCUUUGUGAACACAACACAGACGGUUUGUUCUGUGAACGAUGCAAAGAUUUCUACAAUGACGUCCCUUGGAGGCCGGCUGAAGGAUCCCAGGAAAAUGCUUGCCGAAAAUGUGAAUGCAACGGUCAUUCAGAGAGCUGCCACUUUGAUAUGGCCAUGUACCUUGCUAACAACCGUACCAGUGGCGGAGUUUGCGAUGACUGUCAGCACAACACAACGGGGCAGCACUGUGGACGGUGCAAGCCUUUUUUUUAUCAGGAUCCCCAGAAGGCCAUGGCGGAUCCUCAUGCGUGUGUCCCUUGCGACUGCGAUCCAGAAGGCACUCUGCAAAAUGGGCUGUGCCAGGAUCAUUCGGAUCCUGUCCUUGGAACCAUUGCUGGCCAGUGUCGUUGCAAACCCAACGUUGAAGGUGUCCGUUGUGACAAGUGCAAGCCGCACUACUAUGGAAUAAAUGGAAGCGAUCCGCUCGGCUGUCAGGCUUGCAGGUGUCACUCAGCGGGAAGUUUGCCUUUCUCUGUCUGCAACCCAGAAUCCGGAAAGUGUGUGUGCCAGGAAUUUGUCACCGGACAACGUUGUGAACGCUGUCUUGAAGGAUACUGGGGUCUUGGAAGUCACGUAUAUGGAUGCUCCCCAUGUGACUGUGACAUUGGUGGUGCCUACAAUAACUCGUGCUCAUCUACCGACGGACAGUGUGACUGCCGAUCUAAUAUAGUAGGCCGACAAUGUAGCGAACCAAGUUUAGGCUACUUUUUCUUACCUUUGGAUUAUUAUAUAUAUGAAGCUGAAGAUUCAACGCCUCUCCUUGGACCUCUGCCCUUGAAUCCGGUUUCUUUCAGCAGAAACCCAGCUCUUAAUAUUGUGAUUAAAGAGAUUGUGCCUGGAAAACCUGUGACGUGGUCAGGACUGGGUUUCGUGCGUGUGCGAAGCGAAGCUGGCUUACGUUUUUUGAUCAACAACAUUCCAUUUCCGAUGGACUUUAAUAUCAUCGUCCGUUAUGAGCCAGAGGCUUCAGCUGACUGGAGAGCAACCAUUGUUGUUAAGACUUCUGGUCCUGUAGGAAGCAAACACUGCAAAAACCGAGUUGCUCUGGAAGAACCACGGUUCCUUGAUCUGCCAUCCACAAGGAGAAUUCAGUUGCUAUCUACUCCGAUAUGCUUACAACCCAAGAAAGAAUAUUUGGUAGAUGUCUAUUUUUCCAAGACUUCGGAUCCUGAACUGAAGUCUCAAUCCUCCAUACUGGUUGAUUCAAUCGGACUCCUUCCUGCCAUCGCUUCUGUGGAAAACCUUUGCGAUCAAAACGAUUUAGAGGAGUUUCAACAGUAUCAUUGCGUGGAAAGUGCCUCAGAAAUUGGACCUCACAUCUUACCAGAAACCUGCACAAAACUUAUUGCGAGUUUGUCUGCCCGGAUUCACAAUGGUGCCGUCCCCUGCAGGUGCCACCCGCAAGGUUCUCUGAAUUCCCACUGCACAAAACUUGGAGGCCAGUGCCAAUGCAAACCCAACGUUGUAGGACGCUGUUGCGAUAAAUGUGCAGCUGGAAGUCACAGCUUUGGACCCCAAGGUUGCCUUGCAUGUGAAUGUCAUCCUCAAGGAUCAGUAGGUACCCUGUGUGAUCAGGUGACUGGACAGUGUUCCUGUCGAUCGGAAGUAGCCGGCCAGCGGUGCAAUCAAUGCCUAGUUGGAUAUUUUGGGUUUCCUCACUGUCGUCCUUGUGCUUGCAACGGCUUCUCGGAACGUUGCGAUCCGCAGACUGGAGCGUGUUUGAACUGCACGAGGUUCACCACCGGAUCUAACUGUGAAAGGUGCUUAGAUGGGUAUUAUGGAAAUCCCCUGGGGAGAGAACCUUGUCGUCCGUGCAUGUGCCCGGAUUCCCCAACUGGCAAGAGAUAUUUUGCACAUUCCUGUUUCCAAGAACCCCGGACCAAACGAUUAAUCUGCAAAUGCUUUGUGGGCUAUUCAGGUGACCGCUGUGAUGAGUGCUCCAGUGGGUUCCAUGGAAAUCCAAGUGUACCAGCAGGUCAAUGUCUUCCUUGUUCUUGCAAUAACAACACGGAUGUGGCAGACCCGGAAUCUUGCAACAAGGACACUGGAGAGUGUUUAAAAUGCUUACACAACACUCAUGGGCCAAACUGCCAAUUUUGUAAACCUGGUUACUUUGGAUCAGCACUUCUGAGGGAUUGUAGAAAAUGUAGCUGCAACCUUUUGGGUGUGAACCCAACAAAAUGCCCGCCCGGAAGGGACUUUUGCGCGUGUGACCAGACCACUGGCAAGUGUCCUUGCUCACCUCAUGUGAUAGGUGAGAAGUGUGACCAAUGUGCUCCUGGCUUCUGGAACAUGGCCCAGAGAAGAGGAUGCUGUCCCUGUAGCUGCCAUCCCAAACGUUCCAUAAACAACCUUUGUGAUCAGUUAACAGGCCAGUGUCCGUGUAAAGUAGGCUAUGCUGGAAGACGUUGCGACGUCUGUGCUGAAAAUCAUUACGGCAUCGAUUGUAUCGAAUGUAAGUGUGACAAGGACGGAACUCUGACUCCUGCUUGUGAUAAAGACACUGGAGUGUGUCACUGCCGGACUGGGGUUACUGGAAAGCACUGUGAUCAGUGUGCACGCAAUCACAAUCAGGAAUUUCCAUCUUGUGCUCGUUGCCAUGUUUGUUUUGAUCAGUGGGAUAAUAUCAUGAAUUUGUUGUCUCGGAGAAUUCAAAAAUUGUUGAAAUUUGCUGUAAUGCUAACGGAUAAGAGGAAAACCACACCGGGCUGUGAUUUCAACUUUAGAGGCUAUGAAAAUAAAAUUUCUGACUUGGAAAAGAUCUUGAACAGCCCAUCCCUGUUACCCGAGGCACUCUUGGAUAUUAAAAGAGUGCACGACAAUAUUAAGCAGAUACUUUCUCACAUGCUUCUGCAACCUGGCCCACUGGAUCAGAUUCCGGAUUUCCACAGCAUAAUUGAAAACUUGCAGAAGGACGUUGACAAUCUCACUGAAAGCCUGCAAAAGAGAACGGAAGUGCAUCGCAGGAUGAAUUAUUUGCAAUUCAAGGAUUUUUUCAGCAAAAUAAAGAAUUAUCAUCAAAUCAUGUUGGCUGCUGAUAAGAGAAUCAACGAAACGAGAACUAUGCUAGUUCAUGGAGGAAAAAUAAGGAGCAACGCGUUUGCCCUGCUCGAUGAUCUGGACACCCAGGAAAACGUUACGCUGAACCAUCUGAAAACGUUCACAAUUUCAGAAAUUGAAAAUAUCAAUGAAAAAGUAUGUGGGAUGCCAGGAAACGUCUCGUGUGCCAUGGCAGAGUGUGGCGGGGCUUUAUGUCGUGACAGUCAGGGCAAUAAACACUGUGGUGGUCCAAACUGUGAUGGGGCAUACCCCCUUUCUACCAACACCUUUAGAAAAGCUGAUCGCACGGGCCUGCUGUUAAGUAACCUAACCAAUCAGAUGCAAGGAUCUCAGAAUAAGAUCAAAACUAUAAGGAAAAUGGCUGAAGACACUAAGGAGAAAACAUUGGAGAUUCAUGGAAAACUGGAGAAAAGUAAAUAUCAAAUCGAAAACGAAAGAGAAAGCAUGAAAAAGCUGAUCAAGAGACUAAGGAACUUUUUGCUAGAGGAAAGUGCCCCACCGGAGGAUAUAGAAAAAGUUGCAAAUUAUGUUCUGGCCAUCAAGAUGGAUGAGGGACCUCGGGAGCUGCUAGACCUGCUCAACAACCUCAAGAGUCUCAUGACACAUUGUGAGGACCGCACAGAAUAUACCAAAAACUUAAAGAAACGAAAGGAAGAGGCAGAGAAGCUUUUGAAGAAAGCCCAAGAAGCUGAGGGUAAAACGAAAGCUCUCACCGCAUCUGACAAAAUUAUAACCCACCUGAAAGAAGUAGAAAAUACUCAGAGAAAAGCCCAAGAUGCCUUGGCAACUUUCAACGAGAAAAUAGAAGAAACCAUAACCAAUAUUUCAGAGGCUGAGAACCAAAUGAAGAAGGCUGACACGGAGUUGCAAGCUUUUCCAGGAAAACAGUCCAAGCUGGCAGAUGAAAUAAGUUCCUUGAAGACCAAAAUGGAGAGGAACAGAAUCCAAGCCACAGAUGCAAGAUCAAAGGCAGAAGAAGCCCAAACUCAAGCAACAGCUAGUAAUAAGGAACUUGCUAAUCUUGAACAUGAAUACAGUAACUUGCAAGACAAACUCCUGACCACCGGAUUUUCAUUAGAAAUCUUGGAGAAACUCAACUGGUUGAAAAAAGAGGCAGAAGAAUUGGCUAAUGAGACUGCAGAGAAAGCGAAAAGAAUCACAGAUCUGGAAAAGAAGAUACAAGAUCUGAACCAGAUUAAACAGGAGAAAGCUGAUCAGCUGAAGCAACUGGAGGACCAAGUUAUAGCUAUUAAAAAUGAGAUCGCUGAGGAAUCCAACAGAUAUGCUAUUUGUAAAAGUUAGAUUCCAAGAAGACGACAUCUUGCGGGAAAUCGCUGAAUUUGUUCAGUCUGUAAAUGGUUUGUAAUAAUGAUGAGCAUUAGAUAAGCUACGUAGUUAUUAUAACGCAAAGGUGGUACAGUAUAUACUGUAUACAGGUAGUCCUCGAUGUACGACCACAAAGGAGCCCAACGGUUCUGUUGCUAAGCAAGACAUUUGUUGAGUGAAUUUUCAUGACCUUUCCUGCCACCGUUGUUAAGUGAAUCACUGCAGUUCUUAAGUUAGUCACACGGUUGUUAAGUGAAUCCGGCUUCCCCAUUGAUUUUGCUUGUCAGAAGGCCGCAAAAGGGGAUCACAUCAUAAAUACGAGUCAGUUGUCAAACAGCUGGAGUUUGAUCACGUGACCAUGGGGAUGCUGCAAUGAUCGUAAGUGUGGAAAAACGGUCAUGAGUCACUUUUUUCCAGUGCCAUUGUAACUUCGAACGGUCACUAAAUGAAUUGUUGUAUGUGGAGGACUAGCUGUACUUAGUAGACGGUGUUCUGAGGUAAAUCUUACUCCCAUUUAUUCCAAAGCACGUCUCUUUAAAUUCAGAGCCUCAUUCUAAGAAUAUACAGUUAGUCCUUGGCAAGCGACUCAUAUUUAUGACGGUUCCAUGGUCCCGGGAUCAAGUGAUACCCUUUUGUGAUCUUCUGACAAGUAAAGUUGAUGGGGAAAGCCUGAUUCACUUAACAACCGUGUUUAUAACUUAACAAUAACGAGCACAUCGGCACCAACUAUCUUACAAGAAUGCAGGUUGUGAGGAUCUAAGUUUUACCUCAGGUAAUCCUCGAUUUAUGACCACAACUGAGUCCAAAAUUUCUGUUGCUAAGUGAGAGAGUUGUUAAGUGAGUUUUGGCUCACUGUACGACCUUUCUUGCCCCCACCGUUAAGUGAAUCACUGCAAGAUUGUUGGUGCCUAUGUGCUCGUAUGUAUCAUGCAUUGUUUUCACUAUGAGAUAGGCCCAUCCGCAGUUUCCACUACCGAUUCGCUCAAACCGGUCUGAACCGGCUCUGCUUAUGACCAUUGCAGUAUCCCCAUGUGCCCGUGAUCAAAAUUUGGAUGCUUGGCAACUAGUUCAUAUUUAUGACGGUUGCAGUGACGUCAUCCCCUUUUGUGACUUUCUUGACAACCCAAAUCAAUGGGGAAGCUAGAUUCACUUAACAACCGUGUUACUCACUGAACAACUGUGAGGUUUCACUUAACCACAGUGGCAUGGCAAGAAAGGUCAUAAAAUGGGACAAAAUUCACUUACCAACUGUCUUGCUCAAGCCAAUUUUAUGAGUCUAUGUUUCAAGUCACGGUUUUGUUCCGCCCGAGCAGGAAAUUAUAAGGAACAGUAUUAAAGGGUGCAAAUUGAUUUGAAAGAGACACCUCGCAACUUGCCCCUCCCCAGAAGUUUAUUUUAAGAUUCUUAAAGCAGUUGGGUCAAAUCAGGUAGCUACUUUCCUGGUUCACAAGAGGUACUUCAAACAUACUUCAAUAGUAGGCAAAGCACUUCUAAACCAUUUUGAAUUAAGCUCAAACCUGUGCAUGUACAGACAUACAAUUUUCUUCUCUGUAAGGUUCCAGGUGUGCAUACACAGAGCAUUGUUUAACAUUCCCCUCCAAAUUUACUAAAACUAGGGUAAUCCUUUUUUGCACAUAUUAAUUUAAAGCUAAAUAAGAUUAAAAUGGUGUGGCUGUUGCUUUAAUAUACUCAAACAUCUUAAGCAGCUAGAUAGAAGUUGUUUUGGUCAUAAACCACAGUUCAAUUUUUAAUUGGCUUGGAAGUUAUAGCAACACUACCUAUUCCACAUAUUACAAUGAUACAAAUUCUCAGUGUGCGAACGUACACACACACUUGCCUGAACAAAAUUUGAUCGUUGUGUUUGUGUUGAUUCUGUUGUUCAUUGGAUCAUUUUAGUCUGGGCUGCUUGUCUGAUUUAAUGUUUUUAGAUUUUUUUUGAUUGUUUU
Molecule: messenger RNA, 7322 nt
Organism: Pantherophis guttatus
Lineage: Eukaryota; Metazoa; Chordata; Lepidosauria; Squamata; Colubridae
Source: RefSeq, a predicted model, not a curated record